AAAAGCCAACAAUAACAGCAAGAGGAAGAAGAAGCAGCAGCAGAAGCAGUGGAAAAUGACGGACUAUGUGGAGCUGUUAAACAGCAUGUCGAGCAGAUUUAACAGCGAUUGCGCCACCAGCACCGCCGAGGGCGGCACUCUGCUCAAUAUGGAUCUGGCCGAGGAUAAAACUGUCAAGUGGCGCAAUUUGGCCAACAAUCAGUUCGCCUGCAAGGAUAAGGAUAAGAAGCAAUGCACCCACGAAACGCAACAGAAGCAACAGGAGGAGCAGCAGCAGAUUCUCGUAGCUGCUGGUGGCGUCAAAUGCGAAACGGAAGCUGCAACGGUUUCCGAGCAGAAGCUGCUGCCUCAAGGCCAAAGUCAAAGUCGGGACAACAACAACAGCAACAACAACAACAGCAGCGAUGCUGAUGGCGAUGCAGAAAAAAGACAAAUAGCGGGAGCAGAAAAAACACAAGCAGCGACGUCGAGCACUGCUGCUGCGAUAGUAGCCGACAAUGGAAACGACGAUGACGUUGACGUUUCCGAGAGCGCAGUGGAAGCAGUAGCAGAAGAUGCAGCGGCAACAAAAGCAACUGUAGAUGAAGAGAGAGGAGAUGCUGAAAGAGCAGCAGCAGCAACAUCAGCAGUCAAGUUGGAGCAGGAAGCAUGCAAAACUGCAGAAAUAGCAGUUGGCGACGAGCUGGCAACGCCGUCGUCUGUGCAAAUUUUAAUAGCAGCUGCGACAGGUGCAGCACCAGUAACAGCAACAGCAGCAACAACAACAACAACAGCGGAAGGCAUUAAGGCUGAAAGAGUGAUGGAAACGGCAAACGCAACACCCAAAGAGGAGCUGGACGAGGAGCAGCAGUCGCAGCCGCUGCCGCAGGAGCUAAUGCCGACUGCGCAGCGCGAGCAAAAGGCAAGCACAGAAGCGGCGACAGAGGCAGCGGCAGUGACAGCGACAGAGGCAGCGACAGAGACAGCGACACAAGAAGCCGAGGUCACAUCGGUUUCAGUAGCAGCAUCGGCAUCGGCAUCGGGAACGGCAUCCCCAGCAGCGCCAGUCGCUCCACUUGUUGUCAACUCUGCUGGUAAUAGCAGCGACGCUGACGCUGACGCAACAGAUUCGACAUCGAUGAAUGCUCCGGCAAGCAGCGAUGAUGUCGCAGCGCCAAUAGCAGCAAAAGCAACAACAACAACAACAGUCACAGCAGCAGCAGCACCAGCACAAGUGAAUGCUGAUAAAAACGAACAGAAUGGUGCCGGCAGCACGCGUCGCUUGCGUCGCACACCCCGCCCCACAGACACGCCCACAUUCUGCAUGCCGGACGAGCUGACGCUGCAGGAACAGGAGCAAGAGCAGGAGGCGGUGGCGGCAGCGGAUGCGGAAGCGGAAGCCAGCGAGGAGCAACAAAAAAUACCAAUGGAGAACAAUGGCGAAACGGCGAUCGAUGUGAAAAAGGAGCCAGAAAAAUCACCGGGCGACAUUGAACUGACCUCAAAUGCGCUGCCAGCACCAAAACGCGGACGCGGACGUGCCAAAAAGAUCAAACCCGAUGCAAUGGAUGCUGCAACUGUGGAAGCAACAGUUGCCGAUGGAGGACAGGAGGAGAUGAUGACGACAACGACAACGUCGCCACAACCAGCACCAGUCGAGCGCAAAGUGGGCCGCAAGCGCAAACUGGUCGAGGAGGAGCUGCAGCAGCAAUUGAUAACAACGGAUUUGAGUGCUGCAACUGUCGUUGUCAAAACCGAGCAGGAUGUGGAAGAUGCUGCCACAACCACUGUGGCUGCUGCAGCGCCAAGCGGACCAGAUGCUGCCAAGCGAAUGCGACGCAGUGUGCGUCUGGGCAAUCGCCUGGACAACGUGCACCACGCUCUCGACGAGAUCAAAACGGAGCCACUGCUUCUCGCAAGUGAGCAGGCGUCAACAGCUGAUCAAUUGGCCGCCGUGGCGGUGGCCGCCGUCAUGCUGGAUGAGAAGACGCCACCGAAGAAGCGCGGCCGCAAGGCCAAAAUAGUGGCGCCGCCAAACCGUGCCACCGAUGCAAGUGGUCAAGCCUUGCCACAUUUGCUGGUGGCAGCAACAAGCAAUAGUGGCAGCUGUCCACUGGCUCUGGCCAAUGGCAAUAAGCGCGCUGCAGCAGCAGCGACGCCAUUGUCAAUGGCAGCAGCCAUGGCAGCAUCAGGAUCAGCAACAGCUUCAGCUGCAACAGCAACAACAUCGAGCAGCGGAGCUGCUGGGGAUCAGUUGCAGUUGCCCAAGCGCUCCAAGCGUCGCAUCAAGCCCACAACCAAAAUACUCGAGAACGAUGAGCUGCGCUGCGAGUUCGAGACGAAGCACAUCGAGCGCAUGACCCACUGGGAGGCCGCCGAGGGCGAUGCCACCCACUACGAGACACCGCUGCAGCCGGGCAGCGGUGGCGGUGGCGGUUCCAAUUCAUCGACAUCCCGGCAAAAGAGCGAGAAAUCGGAUGGAGGCAGCGGUAUGGAGCAGCAGCAGCAGCAACAUCAUCCGGCCGGCACCAGUUCCAUCAAGAAGCGACUGUUCUCCAAGUCACAGCGCGACAUUGACAAUUCGGGGGCAGCGCUGCUGGCGCAGAGUCAGGUGCGUCCCUGUCCCGAUCUGGAGCAAUUCCUGAGCGACAUCAAGUCGGCCAAACUGUUGACCGGCAAUCGUUCGCCGGAGGAGCGUAAAAUGAACAAGAAGCAGCUGCGCAAACUGGCCAAACAAAAGGAGAAGCAUCUCAAGCAUUUGGGCCUGAGGCGCAACAACAGCGAAGAGGCCAGCGGCAACGAUAGCUCCAACACGGACAACGAGGAGUUUGUGCCAGCGACGCCCGUUCAAGUGGGCAAGCCCAGCGUCACGUUGCGUCUCCGCAACGCCAGUAAGGAGGCGAACACCAGUCUCCACCAGCAGUCAGUCGCUGGCAGUCUCAAGCAACAGCUGGCUCUACCACCGCCGCCUCCACCAUCCGCUGCUGCUGCAGCUGCGCCAACCAAAUUGUCGCGCCGCGUUGCUGUGCGCAAUAACAGCGCCGCAGCAGCAGCAGCAGCAGCAGCAGCAGCAGCAUCCACAAUUGCAACGCUGGAGCAUGGACAGCUGCACACGCUGAAUAGCGUCAUUCUGUCCAAUGCCAGAGAUGCCAUAGCCAGCACAUCUUCAGCCGCUGCUGCUGCUGCUGCGGCAGCUGCUGCUGCAACUGCAUCAUCAUCGUCUGUGAAAUUCAUUUGUCUGUGCCAGAAGAGCUCGCAGUAUUAUGCGAGGAAUGCACCGGAUGCAUCCUACUGCUGUGCGAUCGAUAACAUCGAUGAGCAGAAGAUCGGCUGCUGCAACGAGCUGGCUGCCGAUGUGCACAAUCUGUUGCGCCCCAGCCAGCGUGUCGGCUACAUGAUCCUCUGCGAUGAGCACAAGAAGCGACUCCAGGCGCACAACUGUUGCGCCGGUUGCGGCAUCUUUUGCACCCAGGGCAAAUUUGUGCUGUGCAACAGGCAGCACUUCUUUCAUCCGGAUUGCGCUCAACGCUUCAUCCUCAACAGUCCCUAUGAUGCACAACAACAGCAGCAGCAGCAACAUGCUGCUCUUCAUGCUGGCAGCAGCAGCAGCGGCAGCAGCUAUGCCAGUCCACUGCUAGUUCUCAAAUGCCCGCACUGCGGCGUGGAUACACCGGAACGCACCUCAACGGUGACCAUGAAAUGCCAAACGUUGCCUGUCUUUCUGCCCGCCCAGAAGACCAAAAUCAAACCUGCCAGGCUGACUACCUCGUCGCAUUUGACACAAUUUGCCAAUGCCGCCGGCAGCGCGAAACCAACCAGCGGCGGCAGCGGCAGCUCCGCGGCAGCCAAGGCGGCAACUACUGGACGUGGCAAGGCAGCUGUCAAAUCGAAUGGUGGAACACGCCAAGGCGCCAAGGCAGCUGCAACUGCUACUGCUGCAGCUGUUGCUGCUGCUGCUGCAGCUGGGGGUGGUGGUGGUAAUGUCAAUGCCAAUGCUGCUGCUGCUGCUGCUGCUGCUGCUGGACAGUCGCUGAACAUAAUCAACUUUGAGCAACUGAUACCAGAGUCCGUGAUGAAUGUGGUGCUGCGCGAUCGGAUUGUCUCGUCCAGCGGUCGGGUCACAACCGAAUUCAACUCACGCGACAUGUACUACGCCGUGCAGAAUGAUGAUCUGGAGCGUGUCGCCGAGAUACUGGCUGCUGACUAUGAUGUGUUGACGCGGAUGCGUGAAUACCUAAAUGGUACCUGCCUGCAUCUGGUUGCCCAUUCGGGCACCCUGCAAAUGGCCUAUCUGCUGCUCUGCAAGGGCGCCAGCUCCCAGGACUUUGUCAACAUUGUGGACAGUGAAUUGCGUACGGCUCUCAUGUGCGCCGUGAUGAAUGACAAAUGCGAUAUGCUUAAUUUAUUUAUGCAGUGCGGUGCCGAUGUUGCCAUCAAGGGACCCGAUGGCAUGACCAGUCUGCAUAUUGCCGCCAAACUGGGCAACAUCGAUGCGGCUCAACUGAUUGUGGACAGUUUUCGCGCCUCGCGCAACAUUGCCAAUUUUCUGAGCUUCAUUAAUGCCCAGGAUGAGGGCGGCUGGACGUCUAUGGUCUGGGCAGCCGAGCUGGGGCACACGGAUAUUGUGAGCCUGCUACUCAAUCAUGGCGCCGAUCCCAAUAUAUGCGACAAUGACAACAACACGGUGCUGCACUGGUCGACGCUGCACAACGACGGACUGGACACGAUAACGGUGCUUCUGCAGGCGGGCGCCGAUUGCAAUGUGCAGAAUGUUGAAGGCGAUACACCGCUACACAUUGCCUGCCGCCACUCGGUGACGCGCAUGUGCAUCGCAUUGAUUGCGAACGGCGCCGAUCUGAUGAUCAAGAACAGGGCCGAGCAGCUGCCGUUCGAUUGCAUACCGAACGAGGAAUCCGAGUGUGGCCGAACCGUCGGCUUCAACAUGCAGAUGCGCAGCUUCCGGCCAUUGGGUCUGCGCACCCGGGUCGUCUGUGCGGAUGCCUCAAAUGGACGCGAAUCGCGUCCCAUACAGGCGGUGCGCAACGAGCUGACCAUGUCGGAGCAUGAGGAUGAGGCCGAUGCGCUAAUGUGGCCGGACUUCAAGUACAUUACCAAGUGCAUAAUACUGCAGAAUUCGGUGCAGAUCGAUAGUCGGGUGUCGCAGAUGCGCAUCUGCUCGUGCCUGGACAGCUGCAGCAGCGAUCAGUGCCAAUGCAAUGGCGCCUCCUCGCAGAACUGGUAUACGGCAGAGAGUCGACUCAACUGCGAUUUCAACUACGAUGAUCCGGCCGUCAUUUUCGAAUGCAACGAUGUCUGCGGCUGCAAUCAGCUGUCGUGCAAGAAUCGGGUGGUGCAGAAUGGCACACGGACACCGCUGCAGAUUGUCGAGUGCGAGGAGGCAGCCAAAGGCUGGGGCGUACGUGCGCUGGCCAAUGUGCCCAAAGGCACUUUUGUGGCAAGCUAUACGGGCGAAAUACUCACCGAACCGGAGGCACAUCGACGCACCGAUGACAGCUACUACUUUGAUUUGGACAAUGGGCACUGCAUCGAUGCCAAUUAUUAUGGCAAUAUCAGUCGCUUCUUCAAUCACUCGUGCGAUCCCAAUAUUCUGCCCGUGCGCGUCUUCUAUGAGCAUCAGGAUUAUCGCUUUCCAAAAAUCGCCUUCUUCGCCUGUCGUGACAUCGAUGCGGGCGAGGAGAUCUGCUAUGAUUAUGGCGAAAAGUUUUGGCGCUCCGAACAACGUUCCAGCGGCGGUGGUUGCAAGUGCCUCACGGCUGCCUGUAAAUAUGCCCAGCAGUCGCCCAGCUCGAAUGCAUCGCCAACGGCAACAGUCGAGGAGGAGCCGGAGGAGGAGGCGGAGGCGGUUGUGCUUGCAGCGUCGCAAUAGAUCAAUGAUCCAUAACCACCCCUUCGAGGCGAGCACACAAUAGAGAGACAGCGACAGCGAUAGCGACGGAGACAGAGACAGAGACAGCAAACGACAAUGACUCUCUUGGCCAGGUCAAGCUGCCAAGCUGCCAAGCAUCACAGACAAAAAGAGCGCCAUAUUAUACAA
This is a messenger RNA of Drosophila grimshawi, 6034 nucleotides long. RefSeq lists its product as uncharacterized. Bases 56 to 5866 code for a protein of 1936 amino acids. Gene Ontology annotation, molecular function: p53 binding; histone methyltransferase activity; zinc ion binding. Gene Ontology annotation, cellular component: nucleus. The transcript has 10 exons. The record is from RefSeq and is a predicted model, not a curated record. NCBI's taxonomy places the organism in Eukaryota, Metazoa, Arthropoda, Insecta, Diptera, Drosophilidae.